Molecule: messenger RNA, 940 nt
Organism: Microplitis demolitor
Lineage: Eukaryota; Metazoa; Arthropoda; Insecta; Hymenoptera; Braconidae
Product: multiple coagulation factor deficiency protein 2 homolog
Exons: 6
Coding region: 168-875 (235 amino acids)
Molecular function (GO): calcium ion binding
Source: RefSeq, a predicted model, not a curated record
AAAAAAUAAAAGGGCAAAUGCAUGGUUCCUAUCCACGUCAUUAGGCCACAACACAAAUUUGUUCGAAUCGUAAUUACUCAUAAGUAAAAUUUGAAAUAAAAUUUGGUUUUAAUUUAUUAUAAAUUUAUGACAUUAAAUUAAUUACUAAUAAUUAAGAGAUUUAAAAGAUGGAGUGGAUUUUAAGAGUAUUAAUUAUAGGAUAUAUUAUUACAUUAUCAAGUAAUGUACAAGGACAGAGAGUAGCACCAGGUGUUCCACCUCAACAUUAUCAACAACAGGUUCCUCAACAACAAAUGCAUCAGCAGCAAGUUCAUCAGCAGCAAGUACACCAACAACAGCAACAGUAUCAACAAGUACCAGUUCAACAACAGCAACCACCACAGCAACAACAAUAUCAACAACCACCACCUCCACAACAACAACAGCAACAACAACAACAGUAUCAACAACCACAACAACAUGGUCAACAUCAUCAACCUCAUAAUCAUGCACAUGAUGGACAACCUCAGCAAUUACUUAAUGCUGCAAAUAUUGCACACGAAAAAGAACAUAUAGCAGAACAUUUGGAUGUACCGAUGGAUACAAACAAAAUGACAGAACAAGAAUUACAGUUUCAUUAUUUCAAAAUGCAUGAUGCUGAUAAUAACAAUAAAUUAGAUGGCUGUGAAUUAAUUAAAUCGUUGAUCCAUUGGCACGAAGAAACAAAAGAUCCCAAAGCACCAAAUGGUGAGGGAAAAAUAUUCCAAGACAAAGAAUUAGUCGAUUUAAUUGAUCCUAUUUUGAAUAUGGAUGACACAAAUAAAGAUGGAUACAUUGAUUACCCAGAAUUUAUUCAGGCUCAGCAAAAAGCUUCUGCCGCCAAUCCACGACCUUAAGAAAAAUUUUUUGUACUCAUUAAAUUUUUUUGCACUUUAAUAAUGAAAAUAAAUAUUUAAAAUUA